This is a messenger RNA of Sphaeramia orbicularis (orbiculate cardinalfish), 1838 nucleotides long. RefSeq names its product Myb/SANT-like DNA-binding domain containing 4 with coiled-coils (gene msantd4). Lineage: Eukaryota; Metazoa; Chordata; Actinopteri; Kurtiformes; Apogonidae. The record is from RefSeq and is a predicted model, not a curated record. The transcript has 4 exons. The annotation marks the transcript as partial.
UCUCUGUCUGUCUGGGGUUCCUGUCCCCUCUUUGCUGCCAAGCUGGAUUUUUUGCAGGUGAAGCAUCUAAAGAGGAAAAGGAAAAGUAACUACAGUGUGAGAGAGACGCAGACUCUCAUCAGGGAGAUCCACAAGAAGAGGGAAAUCCUGUUUUCCAGACAGCAGAACACAGCCAUUAAUGAGCUGAAGAGACAGGCAUGGGAGGAAGUGGCUCGAAGUGUCAAUUCACUCGGCGAGGGAGAGCUACGUACUGCUGCUGAAGUGAAACGCCGUUAUCUGGACUGGCGUGCACUGAUGAAGAGGAAACAGAUUCAAGCUGAGCUCGCUCUCUCCUCCUCAUCUUCGUCUUUGGCCCUGAAGGCGGAGUAUGAUCCAUCCUCUCCUGAACAUGAGGCUGCAUCCCUUGUGUCCGGAUGUGACCAGCUGCUUGACCUCUCAGGCUUCCCUAAGGACUGUCACUGUGACUGGCCGGAGCUUGUAGCUCUGGGUGAGCCGAGUGGGCAGGCCAUGAUGGCACCACUGGGCGUGAAGAUGGAAGAGGACGCCACUGGAUACAGACUGGACUGUGAUGGUGACAUGGCAGACGCAGAUAUAGAUGAAGAUGAUAUUCCAUCUCUGCUCAGUGACAUAGAGUCACGUGGCGAGGGCCAUGCAGCUGAAGUCUACUCCAAUAACGACUUGGGCAUGCUCAGUUCCUCCAAGGCACCGACCUCCACCACUCACAGAGACUUGCCUCUCGCCGGUGGCCUGGUGGGCAUGGGGACUCAUUCUCUGAGUGGAUUAACCAGCAAUGACAACAUAGGAGCCGGGUUACUGGUCGCUGUUGAAAAACAACGGUUGGAAGUGGAGAAACAACGGCUGGCUGUGGAAAGUGAACGCCUGGUAAUAGAGAAAGAGAGACUGGUGGUGGAGAAGGAGCGACUUCACCAGACAGAGGUCGAACGGGAGCGACUACAGCUGGAAAGAGAGAGGUUACACGUGGAGAGAGAGAGGCUGAGGCUUCUGCUCAUCGGCCAGUCAGAGCACGUCGACUCCUCCUUUAACCUGCCGCCACAACAAGGCCCGCCAUCAUCGUCUACAUCCACUUUAUCCUCUACUCAUGAUGGACAGAGGGACAGGGAGAAGGACAGUAAAGGAUGGAUCUCAGUGGUGGAUCUGGAGACAGAAAGGAUGAAGCUGGAGAAGGAAAGACUGCAGUUGGAAAAAGAGAGACUGCAGUUCUUUAAAUUUGAGUCUGGCAGACUACAGAUUGAGAGAGAGCGCCUACAGGUGGAGAAGGAAAGAAUGCAGCUGCACAAAGAUCAUCAAGGCCACCGAGAGACAAAAUGAGAUGAGAUACUGAAAACAACCCAGAACACACAGAUUUGCAUCGGUAGUUAAUCUCUUAAGGCAACUAUACCAUCAUUCUUGGUUGGAAUUUGGCCAAGGAUAUAACUGAUAUAUCAAACUGGCAUCUUUAUGGCCACGAUGAUAAGGCCCCGCGUUUUAGUCUUCAUAAAACAUGUGAGAAGACAGAAAUGGCACCAUGAUAAGAUAAUCAAAUCCAGCAUUUGCCUGGCAGGCGCCGGCUGCUUAGCCCUAAACAUAUCUAGUUUAUGAAAGCAGAUGUUCAGUGCACCUUCCAAGUGCUCUGAUUCACAAAAUGUGCAGAAUAAAAUAUAAUCAUUGGAGUACCACUGCAGACUCCCUAACUGGUGUGGAAACAUCUGUUAGAGGUUGUCGACUUAAAAGGGGGCUACAGUGUCCUUUUCUGCAAUCAGGUUGAUGAAAUUACUAUAUGGUACUUAUUUAAGCCUCAAGUAUAUAAAACUCGACUCAGCUGCACUGCUGUCGCGUGU